Molecule: messenger RNA, 5619 nt
Organism: Mercenaria mercenaria
Lineage: Eukaryota; Metazoa; Mollusca; Bivalvia; Venerida; Veneridae
Exons: 2
Coding region: 61-1746 (561 amino acids)
Molecular function (GO): zinc ion binding
Source: RefSeq, a predicted model, not a curated record
AUACAUUGUACAUGUAUAUAAAUCUCACCGUAUGUUCACCACAAGAUCAGCUAACAAAAAAUGUCGACUGAAGAAUUUGAAAAUGCAUCCGAUGAAAUUAAAAACAUUUCGUGUAGUGUUUGUUCAAGGAAAAAUGUGAGAAGAGAAGCAAAGGCGUAUUGUACAGAAUGUCAGGAAUAUUAUUGUGCUUCUUGUACCGACAUGCAUAAAAUGUUUUCUUCAAUGAGUGGACACAGAUUGUUGGACAAGUCUACAGCUGGCUUGCCGUCUACUUUGCAAAACAUUCCGACAGAAUAUUGCUCCAUCCAUAGAGGCAGGCUGUUAGAGAUGUACUGCAGCAACCACGAAGAGAUACUGUGUCCAACAUGUGCAGCUCUCAACCAUAGAUCGUGUCAGAGCAUACAUUUGAUACCAGAUGAAAUUGACAGUUUAUAUAGGCGGUCAGAAUUUGACGAAGCAACCAAGCAACUACACAAUAUACAGAAAGGUAUGGAAGAUAUCAAGAAAUCUAAGGAGACACGCAUGGAAGAGUAUAUAAAAUGUCGAAAAGAAGUAAUUGAUUCUGUUAAAAAGUUCCGAAAGGAAAUGGAAGCCGCUUUGGAAAAACUUGAAACUGAUCUAGUAAAGAAAGUUGAAACCGAGUGUGACAAAACAGAAGCAGUGUUACAGACGGAGAUCAUUGAAGUAAGAAAAUGUAUCGAUGAACUGAAACAAACUGCUAGUCAACUAAUGAAGUCCGUUGGAAACAGGGUUCAGGAAUUUGUCUGUGUGAAAACCUCCGAGAAAGUGAUCCGUAAAGCAAACGAGGCUGAAUGUCUUCUACAGAGAACAAAUGAAGUUGGAACGUCUUUCUCCGUUGAUUCAAUCAUUCAAGAAUUUCUAGAAGAAAUGUACACGUUUGGACAAGUUUUUAUUUCAAAAAGAACGUAUGCGGAGGAAAAGCUAACAGAAGUGUAUGUUCGGACUCCAAAUGAUAUAAACAAGUGUAACAUAUUUGGGGCAUGCUUUAUUGAUGAUGGGUCAUUGCUACUUGCCGAUUAUGGCAACAUUACUUUGAAACGUGUGGAUCUUUCUUCAUAUUCUGUCAGAGAUUAUGUAGAACUAAAUGACAGUCCCUUUGCUAUAUGUGAGACAUAUCCGAACAACGUUGCUGUAUCCCAUCACAACUACGUCAUUCAGUUUGUGGCAAUUGGAAAAGAAAUGGUAAAGUACAAAAAGCUACGUCUAGGGCACUUUUGCUUCAGUCUUGCUUUUAAAGACGGAAAACUGUUUAUCAGCGAUCGGAAUAUCUCCGUCUACAUCUAUGAUAUGAGCGGCAUUCUUCUUAGUAAAACAGAUACUGAAAACGCAGGUAAUCCAAUCUUCAGUGAAUGUCGAAUGGUAGUUCCUAGUACGAUUGGAGACAAAGUUUUUGUGGUAGACAGAGAUAAUGGUCUGAUAACGUUUGAUUCGUUUGGAAACUAUGAAUCAACAUUCACAGAUCCUAACUUGAUUCAAACAACGGCUGUAUGUGCUGACAAGAGAGGAAACCUAUUUGUUUGUGAAGUAGAAUCAUUAAAUAUUGUUCAAAUUAGUGAAAAGCCGAAAAGAGUUAUCGGUGUAAUUGUUAGAGAAGUAGCUGAAAACCCCAGAGAUUCAUAUGUACGAGUAUCCAGUAUUUGCUUUGAUCCAAAUGGGAACAAACUCAUUGUAGUAUACUCGGGAGAUUACAUAGAUGUCUUUCAGCUUGCUGUUACGCAUGUAUAGAGACAGGCACCAGUACCCCGAAUAGUAUUGAUGUCUUCGACGAAAUGAUUACAGCAAUUUACGUGCUAUAACGUGUUAUAAACUUAUCGUCUGCUAUUUUGACAUUAAUGUUAUAGCUCAACAGACACAAUAUUUUUCGUAAUGAACAUUAGAAACACAGAAGAUGGAAUUGACAGGUUGUAAUUACAUAAACAACUACAUUGUACAUGUAUUUUUUUCUUGUAUUAAUUUUGCUUUCUCAAACAAUGAAACUUUGCAGCAAUUCACAUUUAACUGCUACAAAGUGCCCGUAAAAUUGACUAGUUGUGUAUGUUGUUACAGUUAUAUGGCAGCUAUUGCACAUUUAAAAAUGGAGAAAAUUUGGAGCAAUUUCCAAACUAUUAAAAACAGACUGUGUUCUUGUUUACUGCAAUUUCAUUCUUUAACAUCAUCAUAGUUGGGAGUUUCUUUAAAUUUUCACCAAUAGUUGCAAAAUUAUGUUCCGAGAAAAAAGGCUAUGUGGAAAUUAUUCAAAACAUAGUGAUAGUUUUUUAUGCUCUGCACUUGGUCUCAUCGCCAUCUAUCAUUACCUCAAAUGUGUGUUCAAUUAUCUGUUAUAGUUACAAACUUAAUGCAAAUUGUUAGAUAUAAAUUAUACGCAAAAUAUGAACAAUUAUUGCAUAGUAUCUGGGUAAAUAAAACAGAUAUGCUUGUGGCGCCUCCGUGGCCGAGUCGUUAAGGUCGCCACGACUCACUUGUCCUUGAAAGUCUCCAUAUCACCUUAUAAGGGUGACGAUGCGACGUUAAAUCCAACAAAACAAAAACAAAGAUACGUUUGUGCGUCUAUAACAGUACUUUGUAUUAGGCUGUAUUAUAAAUGUUUAUAAAACGCAGAAUAAAUCUAUAAAUAAACAAAUUACAUUUCCAAAUGUGACAUCAACUGAGAUUUCACUCUAGCCAAGUUAAAUAUAUUUGAUGAGGAUUUUUAAUAAAUCAGCAUUUAAAUGAUAAAAUGUACUGAACAAAAGCGGGUUACCCAACAUAAACUUCUUUGCCAGAACCUUAAAAAAUACUGUUUUUUUUUUUAAAUUAGAGAUAUCUUUUUGCCAAUAUUCUGUUAAUAAGAUCUCAAUAUUUCAAAAAUACCGAAUCGCACAAAGGCACAAUCUUACUCAUUUUACUUUCGCAUCCUAUUUAUAAAAAUCGCAAUGAUACAUAAUUAUACGUAAAUGCUGUUUUUAUUUAGAAACCGGGUGAAUACUAAAACUUGAUAAGAAAACAGAGGUGUAAAUUUCAUUGAUUUAUUAGAAAAUAGUAAAAUAUCUUACAAAUAUCAAUAUUCCUUUUCAAUAAGAUCCGACAACGACGUUUUUAUAUUUUUGCCAAAAUAUUGGCUUAAUUAACUUACAACGCUUAAUCUCUGGUUUGUAAAUUCUGUAAUUUUUAAUAUACUUUUGAAACUUUUCAAAAAUAGGUAAAAUGAGUAAAUUUGCAUUAUGUUAUUAAUGGAUUUUGUUGCAAUUUUAAGAUCAAUAAAUUAUCAAAUUACUGAGCAAAUAAUCUUCAGCAAAAACUUUGAACAACAUCUGGAACAUAUAGACAUGGUAUUGUGACUCUAUCAGCAUCCUUGUUAAAUUUUACAUCAUCAGCAGCAAGCAACUUGUUCUGUAUAAGGUCCAGUGUACAUUAUUAUGUCUCCCCCAGGAGACAUAUUGUUUUUGCCCUGUCCGUCCGUCCGUCCUUCCGUCCGUCCGUCCGUGCCCGCGAAAUGAUGGUUAAGUGACUGCAUAACGGUACUUUCUCUUUGAUGUCAUUCAUUCCGUUCUGUUUAUGUGACUAUUUUCUUUUUAUGUGACUGUUAGAACAAUAGAGAGAAGAAUGGGGGUGUCACAUAAAGACCGUUUCGUUAGAACUUCCGUCCGUUCGUCCGUCCGUCCGUUCGUACGUCACACUUCAUUUCCGAGCAAUAACUGGAGAACCAUUUGACCUAGAACCUUCAAACUUCAUAAGAUUGUAGGGCUGCUGGAGUAGACGACCCCUAUUGUUUUUGGGGUCACUCCGUCAAAGGUCAAAGUCACAGGGGCCUGAACAUUGAAAACCAUUUCCGAUCAAUAACUAUAGAACCACUUGACCCAGAAUGUUGAAACUUCAUAGGAUGAUUGGUCAUGAAGAGUAGAUGACCCCUAUUGAUUUUGGGGUCACUCCGUCAAAGGUCAAGGUCACAGGGGCCUGAACAUUGAAAACCAUUUCCAAUCAAUAACUAGAGAACCACCUGACCCAGAAUGUUGAAACUUCAAAGGAUGAUUGGUCAUGAAGAAUAGAUGACUCCUAUUGUUUUUGGAGUCACUCCGUCAAAGGUCAAGGUCACAGGGGCCUGAACAUUGAAAACCAUUUCUGAUCAAUAACUAGAGAACCACUUGACCCAGAAUGUUGAAACUUCAUAGGAUGAUUAUACAUGCAAAGUAGAUAACCUCUAUUGAUUUUGGGGUCACUCCAUUAAAGGUCAAGGUCACAGGGACCUGAACAUUGAAAACCAUUUCCGGUCAGUAACUUGAGAACCACUUGACCCAGAAUGUUGAAACUUAAUAGGAUGAUUGGUCAUGAAGAGUAGAUGACUCCUAACGAUUUUGGGGUCACUCUGUGAAAGGUCAAGGUCACAGGGGCCUGAACAUUGAAAACCAUUUCCGGUCAGUAACUUGAGAACCACUUGACCCAGAAUGAUGAAACUUCGUAGGAUGAUUGGCCAUGCAGAGUAGAUGAACCCUAACGAUUUUAGGGUCACUCUGAUAAAGGUCAAGGCCACAGGGGCCUGAACAUGGAAAACCAUUUCCAAUCAAUUACUUGAGAACCUCUCGACCCAGAAUGUUGAAACUUCAUAGGAUGAUUGUUCAUGCAGAGUAAAUGACCCUUAUAGUUUUUGGGGUCACUCCGUUAAAGGUCAAGGUCACAGGGACCUGAACAUUGAAAACCAUUUCCGGUCAGUAACUUGAGAACCACUUGACCCAGAAUGUUGAAACUUAAUAGGAUGAUUGGUCAUGAAGAGCAGAUGACCCCUAACGAUUUUGUGGUCACUCUGUGAAAGGUCAGGGUCACAGGGGCCUGAACAUUGAAAACCAUUUCCGGUCAGUAACUUGAGAACCACUUGACCCAGAAUGAUGAAACUUCGUAGGAUGAUUGGUCAUGAAGAGUAGAUGAACCCUAACGAUUUUAGGGUCACUCUGAUAAAGGUCAAGGCCACAGGGGCCUGAACAUGGAAAACCAUUUCCAAUCAAUUACUUGAGAACCUCUCGACCUAGAAUGUUGAAACUUCAAAGGAUGAUUGUUCAUGCAGAGUAAAUGACCCUUAUUGUUUUUGGGGUCACUCCGUUAAAGGUCAAGGUCAUAGGGACCUGAACAUUGAUAACCAGUUCCGAUCAAUAACUUGAGAACCACUUGACCCAGAAUGUUGAAACUUCAUAGGAUGAUUGAACAUGCAGAGUAGAUGACCCCUACUGAUUUUGGGGUCAGUCUAAUAAAGGUCAAGGUCACAGUGGCCUGUUCAUGUAAAAUCAUUUUUUUGGAAAUAACUUGAGAACCACUUGACUUACAAUGUUGAAACUUAAUAGGAUGAUUGGACAUGCAGAGUAGAUGACCCCUAUUUAUUUUGAGGUCACUUGAUCAAAGGUCAAGGUCACAGGAGCCUGAACAGUGACUUGAGAACCACUAGGCCACUAGUGUUGAAAUUUAGCGGGAUGACUGGACAUGCCAAGUAGAUGAUCCCUAUUGCAGCCAACCAUCAGUGUCUCUUUGACUUUCGCUCCUGACCCCUAUUGACUUCGUGCCUAUAGGACUUUGCAUUGGGGGAGACAUGCGCUUUUUUACAAAAGCAUUUUCUAGUUUAUAAUUGUUGACAAU